AUGUGCGUGGAUUUCAGUGACGAAGGUCUGAGUCACAGUGGCUUCGGUGCUGGCUUUGAUCUCCGGUUGGCAUUCAAACAGCUUGACAGCACCGGGAACCAGUCGGACUGGUUGGGCCGCUGUCGCCCUCACGAUGACCUCACUCCCACUCGGUGCGAAGGGAGUGGGCUCGUUUCAGUUGUCCUCAUUGUUGUUAAGACGGUAUAUUUGAUUGAAGACUCAAAGCAGUCGAUCGGUACGACGUCCGCAUGUCGUGUUUUCUCGUCUAACUACACCGAAAAGUCCACCGUCGACACAGUUGAGCACAUCAGACGAGCUUGCGUGUGCAUGAGACCAAGGCAAACAGUGAUCCGUUUUAUGAAUCUGGAGACAAUGAGGAUCGUGUACUUUGAGUGCCUUAGGCGUGGUUUGGCAAAAUCCAGUGAGAGAGGGCUCAAGGCAGCCCAACCCAUCUCUGCAGACUGGACCCGAACUGCCGAAGAUGUGGAUUCCUCGGGUGGUCAAUAG
Molecule: messenger RNA, 507 nt
Organism: Mesocestoides corti
Lineage: Eukaryota; Metazoa; Platyhelminthes; Cestoda; Cyclophyllidea; Mesocestoididae
Source: the annotation of a GenBank genome assembly